This is a messenger RNA of Trifolium pratense (red clover), 2452 nucleotides long. RefSeq names its product U-box domain-containing protein 19-like. The coding region runs from base 204 to 2288 and encodes 694 amino acids. The transcript has a single exon. The record is from RefSeq and is a predicted model, not a curated record. Gene Ontology annotation, cellular component: cytoplasm; nucleus. Lineage: Eukaryota; Viridiplantae; Streptophyta; Magnoliopsida; Fabales; Fabaceae. Gene Ontology annotation, molecular function: protein binding; ubiquitin-protein transferase activity. Gene Ontology annotation, biological process: protein ubiquitination.
UAACGAAUCUUUCUCAUUUCCUACUCCUUUCCUCUAAAUCCUAGUCAACAUAUACCCGCCACGUGUCCUCAAUAUUCUACAGUAUCUAAUCUCUUCCUAUAAUACCCGCAGUAAUAAUACACUACUACUAUGAAACCGAAACAUCUCAUGAUCCAUAACCAAAUCAAAUUACUAUAUGUGUUAUUUGUUAAUUUGUUUCAACAAUGAGUACUCAUGUUACUAAUCAAAGGGAUCGCCGUAUCCUAUCAUUCCCAGCAGUUCAUCCUUGUGAAUCCAUAUCUUCAUCAACACUAAUCACUUCACUAAUCACACUUUCACAAACCAUAUCAAAUUUCCAACCUCAAUUAUUCACAACCCAAAAACGUAACGCAAGAGAAUUAACACGUCAAAUCUCCAUCAUUUCAAUCUUCCUCAAAGAAAUUAAAGAUACUGAAUCCAUUAUCCCUAACUCAAUAAUCCUCUGUUUUUCAGAACUUCACUUCACUUUACAAAAGAUUCUCUUCUUAAUGCAAGAUUGUAUUCUAGAAGGUUCCAAGCUCUUAUUGCUUGCGAAAUCGCAACACGUGGCAUCUUUGUUUCGUUCUCUUAUUCGUGCAGUGUCUACUACACUAGAUGUUUUACCUUUACAUAAGGUGGAAAUUUGCUUCGAAGUUAAGGAGUUUGUUGAAUUAGUAGCUAAACAAGCGAGAAAAGCUAAAUUUGAAGUUGAACCCAGCGAUGAAUUUGCUACCAAGAAACUUCAUUUAGUUUUGCAACAAUUCGAGAGAGGAAUUGAACCAAACAUGAAUACAAUGAAUGAGAUUAUUGAUUACUUGAAAAUAAAAAGCUGGAAUGAUUGUGAUAGAGAAAUCAAAUUCUUAGAAGAUGAGAUAAGUUUGUUAGAGAAUCGCGAUUGUAACGAACGAGAAGUUCCAUUGUUGAGUAGCUUAGUUGGGUUUUUAAGCUACUGCAGAGUAGUUAUAUUUGAAUCUCUUGAUGGAAAUUCUUUUGAUGAACUCGAACUCGAAGCUCGACGAAGCACUGAGAUAAUAACUCUAACUACUUGUCUAAAUCCAGAGGAUUUUCGAUGUCCAAUUUCGCUAGAAUUAAUGACUGAACCAGUAACAGUUUCAACAGGACAAACCUAUGAUCGUGCUUCAAUUCAGAAAUGGCUUAAAUCAGGAAACACUACAUGUCCCAAAACAGGAGAGAAUCUUAAGAACACAGAGUUAGUUCCAAACACAACACUGAAGAAACUUAUCCAACAAUUCUGCUUCGACAAUGGUAUAUCUUACACCAGAUUUUCUAAUUCGAACCGUAGCCGCGACAUAACUAGGACUAUUUUACCAGGUAGUUCUGCAGCAGCUCAUGCUAUGCAGUUUCUUUCAUGGUUUCUAACACGACGGCUUGUGUUUGGAACUGAGAAACAGAAGAACAAAGCAGCUUAUGAGAUUCGUUUGUUAACAAGGUCAAGUAUUUUUAAUAGAGCAUGUUUGAUUGAAGUUGGAACUGUUCCACCAUUGUUGGAACUUUUAGCUACGGAAGAUAAAACGACACAAGAGAAUGCUAUCUCUGCAUUGAUGAAGCUUUCAAAGCAUGCAACUGGGCCUGAAAAUAUAAUGGCACAUAACGGUUUAAAGCGUGUUGUUUAUGUACUGAGAAACGGGCUUAGUCUUGAAGCUCGUCAAAUUGCAGCUGCUAUAGUAUUCUAUCUUUGUUCUGUAAAAGAAUAUAGAAAAAUCAUAGGUGAAAAUCAAGAAGUGAUUCAUGGUUUAGUGAAAUUGGUUAAAGAAGGAACAACCUGUGGGAAAAAGAAUGCAGUUGUUGCGAUUUUUGGACUUCUUUUAUUUCCUAGGAAUCAUCAACGCGUGCUUGAAUCCGGUGUUGUUCACGCCCUUGUUUCUAUUUUGGCUUCUUCGGAUAAGGAAGAACUUGUUACUGAAUCUUUGGCUGUUCUUGCUGCACUUGCUGAGAAUUUUGAUGGUGCCAAUGCUGUUUUUGAAGCUUCUGCAUUGUCUUUGAUUAUUGGGAUGUUGAGGUCUGCUACUUCGCGUGUUGGGAAGGAGCAUUGUGCUUCGAUUUUGUUGUCUCUGUGUGUUAAUGUUGGUGUGGAUGUUGUAAGUGUUCUUGCUAAGGAUGUUACGCUUAUGCCUAUGCUUUAUUCGCUUCUUACUGAUGGUAAUUCUCAUGCUGCUAAAAAAGCGCGUUUGCUUAUUACAGUUCUUCAAGAUUUCAAUGAAACAGCUAGUUCUCGAUUGAAAGGUUCUUCAAUUCUGCGCGAAAUGAAUAGGUUAGAAAUUAGAAAUUAGAAUCUCUUGUGAAUAUAUAGGUAUACUUUUUUGUGUAAAUAAUAUAAGAUAUACGUCGAUUAUUGUCACAUUCCCCAGUGAGCUAAUUUCAAUAAGUGAGCUUCAGCUUAUACACAGGAAGCUUAAUUAUGAUUAUGUUGUAAUUGGUAUAGUUGUGAAUUAAA